AUGACAAGAAAGGAAGAGUGCAUCGAAGUAAACAAGAGUGCAGCACGGCCAUCGCCCACAAAGAUCGGGACAGACGGUGCCAUUGAAGAGCCCUCCGAGACAGACAGCACAUCACAAUCUAAUGAGAACUGUGCCGUCGUUGAUUUGGAAAGCGGGGAACAAGCAGAAAUUCGGGAGCAAACCGAAGUCGACGACGACGAUGUGGAUGCACCUCCGUACCUCAAAUUUGCAAGGGAAAAGCUUUCCGUGCUGUUGCUUGUGUUAUGCUGGGGUUCACUUGCAGCUUAUUCGCUCUGGGCAUACAUUGUUGACUUUGACCGUGCCCUCCCUCUUUUGAUCAUCGAAGUUACCGUUGCAACUUAUUUCGUCAUUUCAUACCUCGCGACCAAGUACUGGAGCGAGCAACUGUCCUUGUUCGAUUCCACCUUUCGUGAAAGCUUGAAGAGUCUCGAGAGCCGACGUGCACCGGCAAUCCUUCUCAUUGUCAUCAUGGUAGUGACCUCAGCGCUGCUCGUCGAAGAGGCUCGUAACCUUGUGAGUGCCUUGGGGCUGGUUGUGUUUGUCCUCGUGUCAUAUGUGACAAGCUGGAAACCAGGCAGUAUCAAUUGGAGACCAGUCCUUGGCGGCGUGGUCCUCCAAUACAUCUUGGGCUUGCUCAUUUUGAAAUCCCCAGCCGGCUUUGCAGUCUUUGAGUUCUUGGGAAACCAGGUGACAACUCUUCUGAACUAUACCUACGCAGGUUCUUCACUUGUCUAUGGUUACCUGGCUGAUCCGAGCCUGUUUGGGACAGCAUUCCAGCUGGCCGAUGGCGGCGAAUACUACUUAGCGCCACCUCUCUACUUCAAUGCAUUCAGUUCCAUCUUCUUUGUGGCGUCACUGGUAUCCAUUUGCUACUACCUGGGCAUUAUUGAGUGGAUCAUGAAAAAGAUUGGAUACGUUCUGGCCUUGAUCAUGGGCACGUCCUCUGCAGAAACACUUAGCACUGCUGCAAACGUGUUCCUGGGUCAAACGGAUGCUCCACUGGUGAUCAAACACUUCAUGGAUGACAUGACUGAGAGCGAGCUUCAUGCUGUGAUGACGGGAGGUUUCGCCAGUGUUGCUGGCUCUGCAUUGGCAGCGUACGCUAGCCUGGGCAUCUCAGCGACUCAUCUCCUCUCAGCCAGCGUCCUGAGUGCUCCUGCAGCUUUGGCCAUUUCCAAAGUGAUCUACCCGGAAACCAACAAGUCCAAGACUGCAGCUGGCACCAUGUUUGAUGUAACCAAGUCCACAGACUCGAACAUUAUUGAAGCAGCAGCCAGCGGAGCCUCUCUGGCCAUCCAUCUAGUUCUCAGCAUUGGAGCUCAGCUGAUUGCAUUCUUGGCAUUGGUUGCCAUGCUGGAUGGCUUCCUCGGAGGCAUCGGAAGUCUCGUUGAUGUACACCUUUCCUUCUCCUCCAUUUGUGGUUACCUCUUCUAUCCUUUUGCCUGGCUCAUGGGUGUCGAGGCUCAUGAUUGCCUGGCAGUGGCAUCACUGCUUGGUACCAAGGUUUUCUUGAACGAGUUUGUGGCCUACACGGAGCUUGCUACGCUCAUUCAGAAUGGAGAACUUGAUCAAAAGUCCAUUGUGAUUGCGACAUAUGCACUUUGUGGAUUCUCCAACUUUGGAAGCAUUGGGAUCCAGCUAGGUGGCUUGACUCCUCUAGCACCAUCCAAAGCCAAAUCCUUGACCAAGCUAGUCCUUUCUGCCAUGAUUGCUGGAAACACUGCUUGCUUCAUGACCGCUUGCAUUGCUGGCCUCUUGUAUGAUUCUCAAGUGGCAGAGAAUAGUGCUGGAACAGCUGCAUUCACAAGCUCGUAA
Seminavis robusta is the source of this 1836-nucleotide messenger RNA. NCBI's taxonomy places the organism in Eukaryota, Bacillariophyta, Bacillariophyceae, Naviculales, Naviculaceae. The record is from the annotation of a GenBank genome assembly.